GAAAUGUCAAAGCAUCCACAAGGAAAGGAUUGACCAGAACCAAAAGCAAUGAAACGAGUGAGGGAAGAGAUCGGAGUGUGAACAGUGAAAUUCACUUGCUCUGCUUAGCUUACCACUACCACUACUACUCGUGAAAGAGAGAGAAAGUCCAGAGUGAGAGAGAGAGAGCGUAAAAAUGCGGAACUUGUACGGUCAGAUCAGAGCGUCUUCGUCUCUGGUGAAUCGCCUUAAGCAGAAACUGAGAGCUGGUACCUUUGUCGUCGGGAAUCCAUGGCUGUCUCAGUCCAGAUCUUUUACCACCACCGAAGGUCACCGACCCACCAUGGUCCACAAGCGCAGUCUCGACAUUCUCCACGAUCCUUGGUUCAAUAAAGGAACUGCUUUUACGAUGACCGAGCGAGACCGUCUUGAUCUCAGAGGACUUCUUCCUCCAAAUGUUAUGUCUACAGAGCAGCAAAUUGAACGUUUCAUGGCUGAUUUGAAGAGGCUUGAAGUGCAAGCACGAGAUGGACCUUCUGAUCCAUAUGCACUGGCAAAGUGGCGGAUACUUAAUCGUCUACAUGACAGAAAUGAGACAAUGUACUAUAACGUUUUGAUUGCCAAUAUCGAGGAAUAUGCUCCUAUAGUUUAUACUCCAACUGUAGGCCUUGUUUGUCAAAACUACAGUGGUUUGUUUAGAAGGCCAAGGGGAAUGUAUUUCAGUGCUGAAGAUCGUGGAGAAAUGAUGUCUAUGGUUUAUAAUUGGCCAGCUGAUCAGGUCGAUAUGAUUGUUGUUACAGAUGGAAGCAGAAUAUUGGGACUUGGAGACCUCGGUGUUCAAGGGAUUGGUAUUUCAAUUGGGAAGCUUGACUUGUAUGUAGCUGCUGCUGGGAUAAAUCCUCAAAGGGUACUUCCUGUUAUGAUUGAUGUUGGAACCAACAACGAGAAAUUGCUCAAAGACCCCUUGUAUCUGGGAUUGCAGAGACAUCGUCUAGAAGGUGAUGAGUAUCUUGCUGUUAUUGAUGAAUUUAUGGAGGCAGUUUUUACUCGAUGGCCCCAUGUUAUUGUGCAGUUUGAAGACUUCCAAAGCAAGUGGGCCUUUAAGUUGUUGCAGCGUUAUAGAGCUACCUACAGAAUGUUUAACGAUGAUGUCCAGGGAACAGCAGGAGUUGCAAUUGCUGGACUUUUAGGAGCUGUAAGAGCACAAGGAAGGCCAAUGAUUGAUUUCCCAAAACAAAAGAUUGUUGUUGCUGGUGCUGGGAGUGCAGGAAUAGGGGUUCUAAAUGCUGCAAGAAAAACAAUGGCAAGGAUGUUGGGAAACAAUGAAUCCGCUUUUGAGAGUGCACUGAGACAGUUCUGGGUAGUUGAUGCCAAUGGUCUGAUCACAGAUGAACGUGAAAAUGUGGAUCCUGAUGCGCUUCCUUUUGCUAGGAAGAUCAAAGAAAUUCAUCGCCAGGGUUUAAAGGAAGGUGCAAGUCUUGCAGAAGUGGUGAAACAAAUAAAGCCUGAUGUGCUUCUUGGAUUAUCUGCAGUUGGGGGCUUGUUCUCAAAAGAGGUAUUGGAGGCACUUAAAGGUUCAACUUCAACAAGGCCUGCCAUCUUUGCAAUGUCAAAUCCUACUAAAAAUGCUGAAUGCACUCCUGAAGAAGCAUUCUCCAUCGUAGGAGACAAUAUUGUAUUUGCUAGUGGAAGUCCAUUCAAGGAUGUGGAUCUUGGAAAUGGUCAUAUUGGUCACUGCAACCAGGGUAACAACAUGUACCUUUUUCCAGGAAUUGGGCUUGGUACUCUUCUAUCUGGAUCAAGGAUUAUCUCUGAUGGCAUGCUACAAGCAGCGGCUGAAUGCCUAGCUGCAUAUAUGUCGGAAGAGGAUGUUCUAAAUGGGGUUAUAUACCCAUCUAUAUCAAGCAUUCGAGAUAUAACAAAAGAAGUAGCUGCAGCUGUUAUAAAGGAAGCUAUAGAAGAAGAUUUAGCUGAAGGAUACCGUGAAAUGGAUGCACGCGAACUUAGUAAACUCACUCAGGAGGAAAUUGUAGAAUAUGUGAAGAACAAUAUGUGGUCUCCAGAAUACCCAACACUGGUUUAUAAGCAAGACUGAUCUCCCCCAAUGAAGAAAAUUGAUAAGAGCAUAAUGUUGUAUGUAAAAACCUCCAUGCAUUAAUUUCAGCUAUUUAAAUAAUUUAUUUUGGCGUGUUAUUUGCUCUUCAAUUUCGAGCAUGUAUAUUGUGCCUCAUAUCAUAUGUAUGAUUGUUUUACAUAGGUCUUUAAUAAUUACCAGAUUUUUAUCUCUCCUAGACAUAAUAAGUGAAAUAUUUCGACUCUUGCAUUUUUAUCAAUAUAAACUUGCAAAUUUCACGCUCUUUCAUGCA
Humulus lupulus (European hop) is the source of this 2345-nucleotide messenger RNA. RefSeq names its product NAD-dependent malic enzyme 62 kDa isoform, mitochondrial. Bases 176 to 2074 code for a protein of 632 amino acids. Gene Ontology annotation, molecular function: NAD binding; malate dehydrogenase (decarboxylating) (NAD+) activity. The record is from RefSeq and is a predicted model, not a curated record. Gene Ontology annotation, biological process: malate metabolic process; pyruvate metabolic process. The transcript has 19 exons. NCBI's taxonomy places the organism in Eukaryota, Viridiplantae, Streptophyta, Magnoliopsida, Rosales, Cannabaceae. Gene Ontology annotation, cellular component: mitochondrion.